This is a messenger RNA of Ostrinia nubilalis (European corn borer), 1925 nucleotides long. RefSeq names its product sesquipedalian-1 (gene IPIP). Gene Ontology annotation, biological process: receptor recycling; retrograde transport, endosome to Golgi; endosome organization. Lineage: Eukaryota; Metazoa; Arthropoda; Insecta; Lepidoptera; Crambidae. The transcript is spliced from 4 exons. Gene Ontology annotation, cellular component: trans-Golgi network; recycling endosome; early endosome. The record is from RefSeq and is a predicted model, not a curated record. Bases 199 to 891 code for a protein of 230 amino acids.
UGACGAAAAAUCAAGAAAAAAAUGAUCUGCUGAUUCUUGUUUGGUUCAAAUUAAUUUUAAUUUAAUCAUAGCUAAUCAUAAUUCUUGUUCGUGACGACUAUGUGAAUAUCCACCCGCCAUAUCUGAGCUAUUCGUGCACGCCGAUCGCGUGUUCCGCGUAAGGCUUUCGUGUUUCCUCAGACGCGUUAUUUAUUAAAAAUGAAGAUAAAUGAGAAGAAUUUAUCCGCUUUCGCGUCGUCCGCGACUCCGGUGGACCGCGACGGCUGGCUGGACAUGCGGGGCGAGAUCGGCAAGAGCUACCAGAAGCGCUGGUUCACGCUCAAAGGGAACCUGCUGUUUUACUUCGACAAAAAGGGCGAUAAGGAACCCAUAGGCGUCAUUAUACUGGAAGGGUGCACUAUAGAAUUAACAGAAGAAGAAGCGUACAGCUUCAAAAUAGUGUUCCAGUGCGAGGGUGGUCGGACCUACUACCUGUGCACUAACUCGCAGGCCUCCAUGGAGACGUGGAUGAAGGCGCUGGCCUGCGCCAGCUAUGACUACAUGAAGCUGAUGGUGGCCGAGCUGCAGCGACAGCUGGAUGAGGCUCAAGCGGAAGCAGCAGCAGAAGCGGCCGCUCUGGUGACCAUUACGCCGCCGGAGGAGGAACCCAAAGCGCCUCCUAGAGGGCAGCGCUACAACCCCUUCAAUAGAGGCCUGGAGACCGAGGGCAAGGCCGUGCCGGGCAGCCGACAUCACAAAGAGAACCUUCGGCCCGAUGUGCCCCGUAAGAAAGUGCCGUUCCGCGACAUCCACACGUCGUACGGCCGCCGCAUACUGGCCGACCGGAACGAGUGGCGCGCGAAGAUGAUGAAGACCAAAACUGAGUCCGACAAGCCUCUAAUACAGCUGUAGAGUAAGGUAGAAACUUUUUGUUGACUUGACUAGGGCUAGGGAGGCGAUUCUCAAAAGAUUCUCGAAGAAAUCGAUAAUGUAUUUUUAAAUAGAAAUAGAAUAUGGGUACACCCUUCUCCUCUUAUUAAAAAUAAAGUGAACUUGUCCUGGAGAUAGUCAUCGAUUGAAUAUUUCGAGUAUUUAAAAGGUCUUUAAGUUGAAGUUAGUACGGAUGACACUGCAAUAAUAAUUAAGUGACAUCAGUGUUCUUUUAAUUAAAUUCCGAAGGUUUUUUUACACGAAAUUCCAACAUGUUGCUGCAUCACGAGAAUUGCCUCCCUGAGAUGUCUCUUUCCCUCUUUAUGAAAUGAGUUUUAGUUAUGGCGCAGUUACACUAUGUGGGAAAUUGAUCGAGACAUGGCGUAAACAAGCACUUCAGUUAUUUUUGGUCGUGCGCCGCCCAUACUUCGGUGUGCCGUGCUCGCGCUUCGUCUUGGUCAAUUUCCCGCAUAGUGUAACUGCGCCAUUAUGGGAAAUAUACAUAGUUGAAUGAGCAAUAAAAGAUCCUUAUUCAUAGUUUUAUAAUAGUCACCUUGACAGACCAUCUAAGUACUGCAGUACAACCAUAACCAGACAUAAAUGCCACAAUGCAAUGGUUUUUCUUUGGUUCUCUAUGCCAUAUGUUCUUUUAAAUAACUUUAUUACAUAUUUGUAAUAGUUUUAUUGACAGUUCUUUUAAAGGAAUUAAUUUUAAAGAAUCAGAUCGUGAGUGCGUAAUGACGAAAUUCUAUAUUAUUUUAAAUGGAUAGAAUUAUGUGAAAUUCUGAGAAAUUGCUUGGUCUUUCUAAAGACUUGUUCUAACAGGAGACUAAUUUAAACUUGAAUUAUUCAAGGGACUCUUCGAAAUGUUACCGCGAUGACAUAUUCUGUGAUAUAAAGGAAGUCGAUCUAACUGAGCUGGUGUAAAUAUUAUUCAUAAUCUGGGAGAUACGGUUGGAGAUAUACUCAUAUUUGGACAUUAUUGUUUGCUGGAAUGAAUUUUAUGACUUAAGCCA